CUGAGGGAGCCGCUGUGGAGCGGAACACUGCUGAGCCCAUCCCGCUCCCACCAAUGACAAUACACACCAGUCGAACUUACAACUAAAAUACAGAUGGCAUGCCUGGCUAAGAUGGAGAAAGUGAUCGUAGCAAUGCAAGACCCUGACGUAGGCAUCAAGAUGAAAUACCAAAAGCUUGUCAUUACUGCUAUCCCUCACGCAGUGACUGGCAAUGAUAUUGUCAAGUGGCUUAUUCAAAACUUUUCUAUAUCUGAAGAAGAAUCCCUUCACCUUGGUGACCUACUAGUAAAGUAUGGCUACAUUUACCCACUAAAGGAUCCAAAGAACUUGGUUCUCCAGGCCGAUGAUUCUCCUUAUCGAUUUCAGACCCCUUACUUCUGGACUUCAUAUAAAUGGCCAGCAACAGAACUUGAUUAUGCUAUUUAUUUGACUAAGAAGAGCACAAGGAGGCAGGGAGACUUAGUUGACUACGAGAAGGACAGUUACAGUCUACUGCACAAGAGGAUCAAUCAUACUUGGGAUUUUGUGGUAAUGCAAGCCAGAGAACAGCUCAGGGCAGCCAAGCAACGGAGAAAGUCCGAUCGUGUUGUACUGGAUUGUCAGGAGCAGGCUUACUGGCUCGUCAACAGACCUCCGCCUGGAGCAAUAAAUAUCAUGGAAUCGACCCCAAAAGGAAGUAACAUUCAUACAACAAAGGUCAAGUUAAAUAGUGCAUUUUACAAAAGAGAGAUUGAAUAUUACAAAAAAGCAUUGACAAGAUCAAGAGUUAAAUCAUCUGUGUCCUUGGAGGGGUUUGUGAAGCAUUGUGAGCAAUAUCUUCCGCAUGAUCCUAUCCUAACUAGCUGUCUUCCAAGUAAUCCUUGGAUUACAAGUGGCACUUUGUACUGGACAAUGAAUGCUGAUUUAGUGACCAUCCCAACAAGGUUACGUGUAGAACGGUGGGCAUUCAAUUUCGCCGAAUUGCUACAUGAUCCCCUUGGCAGGCAACAAUUUCGAUACUUUCUGGAAAGAGAGUUCAGUGCUGAAAAUCUUAGUUUCUGGGAGGCUUGUGAAGAUGUCCAGUAUGGAGAACAGUCAAAAGUUGAUGAGAAAGUGGAGGCCAUCUUUGAACAGUUUUUGGCAGCGGGAGCCAGCAAAUGGGUAAAUAUCGACAGUAAGACAAUGGAAAAGACCCUUGAUGGAUUACAAAUUCCCCAUCGCUACGUAUUUGAAGAUGCACAAAUGCAUAUUUAUAUGCUAAUGAAAAAGGAUUCUUACCCACGUUACUUAAAGUCAGAUAUGUACAAGAAUAUUUUAGCAAGAUCCAUUGUUCCUCAGGAAACCAAGAGAAGUAUGGUUCCAUUCAUGAGGUGGCAUCGUUAUUCCAACACCAACUCUGCACAGAUGUUCUACCCAAAGGGCAACGAUGGGAAAGGAAAAGAUGCAACAGUUUCACAGCUAUGUCGAUUUUCCCACCCUUUGGCAAACCUAGGAGUGUUCACUGGACCAAAUAUCCCAAUUAACUCAGAAGAUGCACCUUCCUGGUCCCAUUCCAGCCUUCCCUCAUUUUGCCCUGGAAUCCUUCCUGCUGCAACCUCCCCUUCCUGUAGCUGCACUGACCCUCAGAGUCUCCCUCUUACUACAGAUGAAGUCUCCCUGGAAAAUCAAGAUUACCUGAAUUUGGAAGGUGCACAAGUGUCAAAUGUCAAGGAUGCUGAAAUUGAAGACGAUGAAUUUGGAUGGACAACAAGAUGUUAGAUAAAAUGCCUAGAUUGUAAUUUCUUUUCCUUGUUAUUGUGAAGUGCCUUUACCUAUAUAAAAUCUGCACUUUAUAGUUUUAGCGCAUGUUUCACAACUUCAAUAUACCCCUUAGAAUCAUUUUACUAAUUUUAUAUCAAAUAUUACAUGUAAAUGAACUUCAUUUACACUUGUCACACUGGCAUAUUUAUUUUUUAAUUUCUGAAAGAUUGCUAUAAACAAAGUGUCAAUUUAAGAACAAAGACAUACCUUAUUUAUUUUGACUUUUGUCCGGUUGACUGCUUCUGUCAAAUAAUCAAAAGGAAGUUACAUCCAAAUAGACCUCAAAUUCUUUUAAUCUUUAUGUUACACACCAAUUGAUCUGAGGGGGUGAAGAGAUAUUCAUGUGUGACUAGAUGGCACACAUGCAUCUUUUUCUCAAAUUUACAGCUGGUUACACCUAUGCAGGGGAUCAGUUUCCCAUAUAAAUAUUAGGAAUUUAGUUUUUAUAAAUUCUAAAUAUCAAGUUGUUUGUUAGAAGAGUUGUUAGUUAGUGAUUUGUUAGAAGAAAGGAAAACAAAUUUGCUUUUGUUGAAAAUCUCAGCAUUUUCUCAGGAGAGUUGAAAGCUCUUUGUAACCAAUUCCUCAAACUGUUAUCUGGCCAACUCCAACAGCUGUUGGUGCACAGCAAAGAACACGAAUAGUUAGCAGAUAGAAUAUUGGCCAGAACAUCGGGAGAGAUUCCUGCUCUUCUUAGAAUGGUGCUCAUCCAAAUGGUGGUCCAUCCAAUGCAAAUGUAUGAAAUCGGUGCUCAAUUGUCCGGCACCAGGCUUGAAUUCAAUAACGUUUUGAACCAGACGCAAGUGCUACCACAUAGCCAAGUUGACACCUAAAAAAAAAACAAAGUUGUUUACUUCAUUGAUUAAACUUCAGUACUCAUUUUGGAGGAGAAUAAACUGGAGUUAAUUUCAGAAGGAUGCCUAGUUCUGUACUUGGUAUACUGCUGGAUAUGUAUCAUCAACACUUGAAUUCUGAUUUCCUAAGUAUAAGCAAACAGAAGUGGGUAAGCUUUUACUCAAAGUAUUUCUACUCCACAUGAUAUUAGGUUAUCUGCCCCAAACUAAUUGCUCAAAUUACUUAUUAGUUUCAUUAAGAUAGUAUGUAAAUAGUCAUUUACUAUGAUAAACCCCUCCUUUUUAACAUCAAGGCAAUAUAGUGACCAUGGUUGCUGAUGAUGCAUUGUCAUUUUAGUUUGUAUCCAAUCAUUAUGUACUAUUGUCUUGCAUACUGGUUCAUUCAUAAUAACUAAUCAUAACUGAGAUGUGUAACUUUCACAAGGGACUCAACUAUACAAGAUGAUUCACACAACAACAGUAAAACUCCUGGCUCGUGGAACUAGUCUUUGUAACAUAAAAUGGGAAACAGAAAAUCAACAGGUAGCUUUACCCCCCAUCUCAGAUUCAUCUCCACUGAGUUUGUUGCACAUGGAUAUCAAAUUACUUGCAGCUCACUUUUUUGUUUAUCCUGUGGGCAGUGUUGUUAAAAAAUAGCCAAACCAACGCUUAGAAGUUCUGCUUUAAAUUAA
Molecule: messenger RNA, 3301 nt
Organism: Stegostoma tigrinum
Lineage: Eukaryota; Metazoa; Chordata; Chondrichthyes; Orectolobiformes; Stegostomatidae
Gene: rgs11
Product: regulator of G protein signaling 11
Exons: 19
Coding region: 94-1737 (547 amino acids)
Biological process (GO): G protein-coupled receptor signaling pathway; regulation of G protein-coupled receptor signaling pathway; intracellular signal transduction
Source: RefSeq, a predicted model, not a curated record